CCGUCCUUGCCCUCCCUGCAUCCUGGCUCACCACGAGGCUAGGUCAUGGAGAACCCGCAAUGGUACACACCCUACACGCCGUAUCAGCCCGAAAUCGCUCAAGGUGUGUGGCGCAUCGGGUGCCCUCUCAUUCCAGCCAUUCAUAUCCUAUUCAGGACGUCUCGAGAGCCUGGUGAACUACCAGACAAUGAUCAUGUCUCUCACGGCCAUGGACAUCGCCAAUGCUUCUCUUCUGGACGAGGCUACGGCCGCAGCAGAGGGCAUGGUGAUGGCAUUCGUCUCGGCUUCGCAGAAGAAGAAAACUUUCGUCGUUGAUAGAGGGGUCUCUCCUCAGACCAUCGCCGUCCUGCGAACUCGUGCCAAGGGUUUUGGAAUCAAUGUCGUCGUUGGUGAUGUCACCGGUGCUGUCGCAGACUCGUCUGCAAACACUGAUAUCUGCGGUGUUCUCGUCCAGUACCCAGACGUCAACGGUCAGAUCAGGGACUUCAGCGGUCUGUCAGACAGUGUGCACGCUCUGGGCGCCAUUGUUGUGUGCGCUACCGACCUCUUGGCUCUGACGUCGCUGAAACCUCCCGGUGAAUGGGGCGCGGACAUCGUUCUGGGCAACUCGGCGCGGUUUGGUGUGCCUGCUGGCUACGGAGGUCCUCAUGCCGCCUUCUUCGCCGUCACCGACAAGCUCAAGCGCAAGAUGCCUGGACGGCUGAUCGGGCGGAGUCGAGACACGACGGGCCAGCCGGCCUACCGUUUGGCGCUUCAGACUCGCGAACAGCACAUCCGCCGGGAGAAGGCCACUAGCAACAUUUGCACCAGUCAGGCGCUGCUGGCGAACAUGGCGGCCAUGUAUGCUGUGUACCACGGGCCUGCCGGAUUGAAGGCCAUUGCGGACAAGGUCCACGCGUUCACUCAGGUUCUCGCAUCGGCUGUCCAGGGCUUCGGCUAUAAGAUCGUAAACGACACCUUCUUUGACACUCUAACCAUCGAUGUCUCAUCUGUUGCCGGCGAAGCCGAGGCCUUGCACGCUGCUUCCGUUGCUGCCGCCAUCAAUUUGCGCAAUGUCUCAAGCGAGAGCGUUGGUGUCACAUUGGAUGAAAGCGUGACUCCCGAAGACCUGAUUGCACUGAUCAAUGUCUUCGCAUCUGCUGCCAGCAAAGCCUCUGUCGCGCGCUCGAGCCUCGUUGCACCCGACGGCCCCUCGAUCCCGCAGCCCUUUGUCCGGACGUCGACUUUCUUGACGAAUCCCGUGUUCAACAAGCACCACUCCGAGACGGAGAUGCUGCGCUACAUCUUCCAUCUUGCCUCCAAAGACGUCGGACUCGUUCACUCGAUGAUCCCUCUCGGAAGUUGCACGAUGAAGCUCAACAGCACGUCCAGCAUGAUUCCGCUGACUUGGCCCGAGUUCAGUCAGGUGCACCCUUUUGCGCCGUAUGACCAAGUCAAGGGAUACCACACCAUCAUCAGGGAACUCGAAGACGAUCUCUGCAAGAUCACUGGCUUCCAUGCAACGUCUCUGCAGCCCAAUUCUGGUGCCGCUGGAGAGUAUGCUGGGCUGUGUGUGAUUCGCGCCUACCACGAGUCGCGAGGAGAGGCUCAGCGUGAUAUCUGUCUCAUCCCGUUG
Messenger RNA from Mycena citricolor, 1615 nucleotides. The record is from the annotation of a GenBank genome assembly. NCBI's taxonomy places the organism in Eukaryota, Fungi, Basidiomycota, Agaricomycetes, Agaricales, Mycenaceae.